Polyodon spathula (Mississippi paddlefish) is the source of this 3534-nucleotide messenger RNA. Its product is annotated as high affinity choline transporter 1-like. NCBI's taxonomy places the organism in Eukaryota, Metazoa, Chordata, Actinopteri, Acipenseriformes, Polyodontidae. The transcript is spliced from 9 exons. Gene Ontology annotation, cellular component: perikaryon; plasma membrane; dendrite. Bases 204 to 1973 code for a protein of 589 amino acids. Gene Ontology annotation, biological process: synaptic transmission, cholinergic; transmembrane transport; acetylcholine biosynthetic process. The record is from RefSeq and is a predicted model, not a curated record. Gene Ontology annotation, molecular function: choline:sodium symporter activity.
UGGUCCUUUAAAAGACAUCUUUUUAAAAAAUUAUAAAAUAGUACACCUGGUGCUCUCCAACUACACGUGGAAUCUGGUCUGGAUUUGGAAUAUUUCGACUUCUACUUUAUAGUCCUGCGUUCUUAGACAACUCUCCAAGAACUUGUUCCAAAGGUUCUCAAUGCAAUAUUGAUCUGCGCAGGCAGUUUGGUCUCCAUUUGAAGAUGGCAAUCCACGUGGAAGGGCUGGUAGCAAUAAUUCUGUUCUAUCUGCUUAUUCUGUUUGUUGGAAUAUGGGCUGCGUGGAAAAACAAAAACUCCGGGAUAGCAGCCGGAACAGAUCGCAGUGAAACCAUCAUGGUUGGCGGGAGAGAUAUAGGGUUAUUUGUUGGGGGAUUUACAAUGACAGCUACAUGGGUCGGCGGAGGAUAUAUCAACGGGACUGCAGAAUAUGUAUACUUACCCGGGUUUGGACUAGCCUGGGCUCAGGCUCCAUUCGGAUACGCACUUAGCCUUGUAGUAGGCGGUAUGUUUUUUGCUAAACCAAUGCGCUCCAGAGGCUACGUUACCAUGCUGGACCCGUUUCAGCAGAUCUACGGUAAAAGAAUGGGAGGGCUACUCUUCAUCCCCGCUCUCAUGGGAGAGAUCUUCUGGUCAGCAGCUAUCCUAUCAGCACUAGGUGCAACUUUGAGUGUGAUAGUGGACAUGAAUAUCAACACGUCAGUCAUUGUCUCUGCUCUCAUAGCAAUCUUUUACACUCUGGUGGGAGGGUUGUAUUCUGUUGCCUAUACAGAUGUGGUUCAGCUUUUCUGCAUUUUCUUGGGGCUGUGGGUCAGUGUGCCUUUUGCAUUGUCCAACCCAGCCGUGUCAGAUAUAGGAGUGACCGCUUAUAAAUAUGUUCAUCAGGAGCCCUGGCUGGGAUCCAUCAACCCAUCAGAUAUAUACAUGUGGCUGGACAACUUCUUUUUAUUAAUGCUGGGGGGGAUUCCCUGGCAGGUGUAUUUCCAGCGGGUUCUUUCUGCCUCCUCAGCUACCUAUGCUCAAGUAUUGUCCUUCCUGGCAGCGUUCGGCUGUUUGGUGAUGGCUGUGCCAUCUGUUCUUAUUGGCGCAAUAGGUGCAUCUACAGACUGGAAUCAGACUUCGUAUGGGCCUGUGCAGCCGAAGAUGAAAGAGGAGUCAGACAUGAUUCUGCCAAUAGUACUCCAGCAUCUUUGCCCCUCAUAUAUUUCCUUUUUCGGUCUUGGGGCAGUGUCAGCUGCAGUGAUGUCAUCUGCUGAUUCAUCAAUCCUAUCUGCAAGCUCCAUGUUUGCCCGUAACAUCUACCAGCUUGCAUUUAGACAAACGGCAUCAGAUAGAGAGAUCGUGUGGGUAAUGAGGAUUACCAUUUUCGUGUUUGGAGCCGUGGCAACAGCCAUGGCCCUGUUAACUGGAACAGUGUACGGCCUAUGGUAUUUGAGCUCAGAUCUCGUCUAUGUCAUCAUCUUCCCUCAGCUGCUGAGUGUGCUCUUCGUUAAGGGAACAAACACGUAUGGGUCAGUGGCGGGAUAUAUCUUUGGUUUGCUUUUGAGGAUCAGUGGAGGAGAACCAUAUCUUAAACUCCCCCCCUUCAUUUACUAUCCCGGCUGGACUGAACAGGUGAAAGAACAUCCUCUAACAGGAGCAGUAGAACACAUCAUUGUUCAGAAAUUCCCAUUCAAAACCAUCUCAAUGUUGUCCUCUUUUUUGGCAAACGUGGCAUUCUCCUACCUAUUUAAGUAUCUUUUUGAAAGUGGUUCACUGUCUCCUAAAUAUGACUUCUUCGAUGCUGUUUUGACAAAGCACAGCAAAGAAAACAUGGAUAAAACCACUUUGGUUAACAGCGACAAUAUCGUACUGUCUGAAUUAGCACCUGUCAAACCAAGACAUAGCACUACAGUCGCUGCAGGAUUCGUAAACAAGGAGGCUUUAAGUGAUGAGGAUACUAGCCCAAAUUCGUCAAACAAUGAACUUGACUGACGCUUCUUCAGGGACAAAUAAACCAGUUUAGGUGAAACAUAUAGUGAAGAAGGGUUUCAGCCAAUUAACCAUUGCGUUUGGAUCUGGAUAUUCAGCUUUAAUUGCUGCUGUAUAAAUGAAUAGGCAACGAAAGCAUACCAACUUAAUUAAUAAUUUGAACCACAGCCAUCGAUUAAAAAGCGCUGUAGGAUGAACUGCAGUGCAAUAUUAGACUGGAAGUUAAUAAUAGCCACCAUCAUGUUUGGAUACAUUGACUUCCAUUUAAAUAGGUAUGUGCAGUUUUCUUUUCUUUAAUAUUUGCUGCAGGGAAUCUGGAACAAUGGAGCAAUAACAAUGUGUUAACUCCCACAAACACAUUGACAAGCAAUAGAUUAACUACUAACAAAAAGGACUCCUGUACCGAAUGUACAGUAACAAUACGAACCAACAUGAACAUAAUUCAGUAAGGUUUAUUCGGUGUGUUUAACAUUAAUGCCCCUGUCAUAUAAUAACUGCCAUUGUACGUAUACAAAUAUUCUGCUUAGCUUUGCGGGAACCACGCAUUAAAGAACAAUUUAGACCACAAACCCUACUGAGGAGUAGAUGCUGUGCCGUUUUAUUGCGCUAUUUCCCUGUUUUAUGGAGCUAUUUAAUCAAACUUCUAGAUAUACUGUUGGUCAAAAUGUUAACACCUUCAUUUAAAAUGUCUAAACUGCUGCUCUAGAAAGUUUGACUGAAUGCUGCUCACAGGGAAAUAUCAAGGCUGUUGUAUGUUUUCAUUCAAUCACUCCCUUAUGUCCGCUGACUGUAAGCACCACACCAGUCUUGGAUUCAAGCCCUUGCAGAGUAGUGGAAUAAGUGUUUCAUUCCAGUCCACUCUUUUUUUUGUUAGUGUCCUGCUCUUUGUUUUUCUAUUACUAUGGUUGGAAUUUCACUUUGCAUAUUGUACAGUUGUGGAGUUAUAUAUAUAUAUUGCUAUUUCAGGGCUAUUGAGUUGAGAAUAGUUAAUAAUAAUGGCCACAGUUUAAUGGACACCUGUUCUGUGGAUCACAAUCUAGUGGACAGCUUGCACAAACAUCACUACUAUAACUUACAAUAAUACAAUACGUAAGUAAAAUACAAAUGUUAUAUUUGUUUCUUGCCUAUUUUUUCAUAAACUUAAUGCAGAAUACAUAUUUCUACCAAUGAGAAAUCUUUUCCCGAAGAUGUCAACAUUGACACUUUCUAUGUAGCGAUAAAUCUCUAUAUUAUUAUAUAUACUAUAAACUUGAAUUUGUGCUUAAAGCAAGUGCAUCCCGAAACCCAUUCAGAAGAUUCCUUGCAUUUCCUAAUGUCCUGAGAACAUCACCGGCAGGAGUCAAGUGUAAGCACCCCUUGGAGCCAUGUCGGUUGGGUCACAAGCCGAGUCCCGGGGCAGGAGCACAGUAUGCAUAUGUUCAGCAUUCAGAGCAGAGGGGUUACAAUGGUAAGCGGGUGAUGCAAACGUCAUAAUGAAUUGGACCCAUCUUUCCUAGCUAUCCAAGAAAGUAGCUCAGAUUUGGGAUUAAAUAACCUGAUCUUCAUUAGAGCUACAUUAGCUAAU